UGUUGAUUUUUUGCAUUUAUCCUAGUGUAGCUGGGCGGUGUUGUUUGUGCAAUGGAAAUUCUUUGUGACCCGCCUGAACGUCCACGCCUACUGCAUUGGCUGCCCCCGAUAUUGUACAUGUACCUCCCUGAAAAUUCCCACGUUCCAAUUCAGUAAAAGUAGCUUUAAAAGUUUUUAUAAAAUGUAUCAAGUUUAAAAGCUUUAUGAAUUAAAUUUUUGUAAUAUUGUAUCGGAAAAAUAAGGAACAAUUAUUAAAAACGGAUUGAAAAUGUGACAGAACUACUUAUCUAAGCGGAUUCGUUUCCUCCCCGAGGGCAGUGCUACCUGACACGUUUCUCUUUUUGUGUAUCAUUCCGCGGUUAGUUGUCGACGCCAUAACGAGCUCGAUGUCUGCCGUUAGGAAAUUUCGAUUUUCGGAUGUUUUAGCGUGAAAUGACAAGUGUGGCGUCGCGGAAACAGCAACAAGAAUACGUAGUACCCACGAGUAAUUCGCAGGACACUCAGCCGUCCCCGUUGGCGCUCCUGGCCGCGACUUGCAGCAAGAUCGGGUCACCAACGCACGAGGGUGUUUCCCAGGGCACUUCCCCGAUCAAAGUUUUGGGCCCUAACCACCAAGUAAUUCAAUCCGGAGCUGAAAUUAUAGCCACGGCCACCGGAGCCCACAUCCUGCCUUUCCAGCCACAAACUGUUGGAGUCCUGAAUCCCGACGGUACAGUCACCCAAGUCACGGGUGUCCAGCAGCAGACCACUGCAGCGGCCGCCAAUGUCCAUGUCUCGGGCAACGUGGCUGCUCUUAAAAGCAUACCCACCGUAGCCACAGCACAAAACGUGGCUUCAGUCAAUGGUCAAGUCUUCCCCCAGGGAGCGCAGAUAGUUACUGGCAGUCCUGGAAACAUCACCUACAAUGUCAUCCCCGCACAACAGAUCCAAAACAUACAGAUCGACGGGCAGGAAGCCAUAUACAUACCUGCUGUCCCACAAACUUUCCAAAUCGCUGGUACCAAUCAGACUAUAUUGGCUCCUGGUCAAACCUUUCUACGAGCUCAAGGGCCCACUUCCGUCCAAAAUGGUACACAAGCAGUUCUUCAAGGGAUGACUGGUACUGCUGUGGCCCAAAUCAAUGGCCAGAAUGUUACAAUUCGUCAAGGCAAUGUGGUUCAAGCUUUACAACUUCCUAUGCCCAUACAACAGACCUUUCCCGUACAAGUGCCUAUAACCAAUGCCAAUGGUCAGACUGUAUAUCAGACUGUUCAUAUUCCCAUGCAAACUGUGCAAGGUGUUCCUGGAGCUAAUGUUCUUCAAUCUCAAGGCCAGCCCAUCACACUUAAUGUACCAGCACAUAUGUUAUCUCAGAUAGCAUCUCAAAUGGGUCCUAUCGCUCAGGAUGAGAAAAAUAAAAUUGUACAUGACUGUGAUUCAUCUUCAGAUUCAGAUGAUUCUGAAGACUCUACAACCAAACCCAAAGUUAAUGAAAAAGAGGAUUGCGGUAAAUGGGAGAAACAAUUAAGUUUAAAGAGGGAGGAUAGUGAGGAGCCGGAAGAUGUUGAGCGAGAUUUAAAAGAACGUCUUGUUCAACUUAAGACUGCCCUGACUAGACAAAAAUUGAUUUCUGGACAAGGACAAGUUCAACAACUUCAAGUAGCGGCCCCAGUUCAUAUGUCACAAGCAAACUCUCAGGCAGUUACUACAACAACUUGGACAACUUCUGGUGGAAAUUCAGUUAUUUCCUCUUCAGAACCAGCGAAUGCUGGUCAAGGACAAGCAGUUACAGUCACAACAUCAGCAGCAUCCAUUAAUGGUUCACAUCAACAGCAGCAGCAACAACAACAGCAGCAACAACAACAACAACAACAACAACAGCAGCAGCAACAACAACAACAGCAGCAACAACAACAAAUGACCUUAACAAAUUUUCAGUUACCUAAUGGACAAAUAGUUCAAGGCCAGGUUAGUCAGAUAAUUGCUGGUAGUGGCGGUGCAACAUGGUGGCCAGGUUCGCCUGUAAGUGUACAAUCACUCGCUGGACUCAGACCUGCUAAUGUAAUACAGGUGCAGGGUUUACCUGUUGCUGGAUUACAAGGGGUUCAAGUGCAGGGAGGCCAGGCGCAACAAAUUAUAGCAAAUGCUCAGACUUUGCAGAGUCUUGGUUUAAGCCCCAAUGUUCUCGCUGCAACUGCUGUUCAAGCUACUCCAACACAUCAGCAGCAGAUUCCACCUUUAAGCCCUGUUCAAACAAUUCAUCCUGGUGCACAAAUUAUCACUCAACAGUUACAACAAGAUCCAAAUGAUCCUAAUAAAUGGCAAGUAGUGGCAACAGCUACGAAUCCUGUAGUCAACUCAUCUCAGCAGCAGACUGCAGUGAUUCAGAACUCUACCACUCCAACACCAUCUGCUGCAACUCCAACUGACGGUACUCCAGUUAGUUCAGAAGCAGCUGCUGGCCGGAGAAUGAGAAGAGUGGCUUGUACUUGUCCGAAUUGUAGAGAUUCUGAUGGAAGAAAUAGUGAAUCAAAAAAGAAACAACAUAUCUGUCAUGUUCCUGGCUGCAACAAAGUUUAUGGUAAGACAUCUCAUCUUCGAGCUCAUCUCAGAUGGCACACGGGUGAGAGACCAUUUGUAUGCAGUUGGAUGUUUUGUGGUAAAAGAUUUACACGUUCUGACGAACUACAGCGCCAUCGAAGAACACACACAGGAGAAAAGAGGUUCCAGUGUGCAGAGUGCUUGAAAAGAUUUAUGAGAAGCGAUCAUCUCUCUAAACAUUUAAAAACUCAUCUCACAAAGAAAGGUCUACCAUCUGAUAUAAAAAGUGAAGGAGAAAUAACAGAUGAUAUGGCUCCCGAUAGCUGCGACCUUUCUAUGACGGUGGAUGUUGAACCUGAUAUUGAUCUUUCCAUAAAUGAGAAUGUAGUGGAGAGUUCUCAGAAUAUGUAAAUUUAAACUGACAAUUGACAUAUCAUGAUCAUACUAACAAUUGUUUACUUCACUGAAAUACACAUUUUAUAAUACAACUUCACCCUUUUUAUAUAUAAAUUUAGUUAUAAUUUUUGGAAACUUCAAAUUUGUUAAUCAAAUAUUAAUGCUAAUUAUCUUAAUUUUGGGUACUAUUUUGUUAUUUGGGGGCUGUAAAGAAAUUUUCAAUCUCUUACGGUGAUCGGUACUUUUUGUAUUGUGAUCACGGGUACCUAAUAUAUCAAUAUAGGUACUAAGGUGGUAUGUUUUUUACGGUCCUUUGGAGUGGAAUAGUACCAAAUGUUCUCGUUUUUAAUUAGGUAAAAAUUUGAAUGAGCUUUGGGGUAAUUACAUUAAAUAGUCUAGAAGUUAGUGUAUUUAUCUAAUAGCUUUCCAAACAGAAUUUGAUAUUCAAUUAAAGUUUUUUGUGUUUUAUCAAACAAUAUGAUUCCUCUACUUAGUUUGCAAAAAUGCUUCCUUUGAUAAUUUCAAGACAUUAGUUUUGAUAAGAAAGUGUCUUAGUUAAAUUACAAGCAAAUCUCUUGCAAUCAAAAGCCGAUCUAGUAUUUCUAAUCUGAGAUUGAUACAAUUAAAGCAUUUAAAAAGUGUUCUAAAUUUUAAAAGACAAUAAUGAAAAGUCUAAAUGGCUAAUCUUUUUUACUAUAUUUUUCUUCCCUGUUAUUUUAAUGCUAUCUAACCCAUCAGUGCUAAAAAUGUUUUCAUAAAUAAAAAUUAAAAAAAAAAGUUUUCAUAAAUGUUGUUCUUAAAUGUUUAUAUCCUGUUAUUAUUUUUAUAUGAAAAUAUUAAUGGCAAUACUACUUUAAAAUGUAUAAAAUGAAAAUAUACUUUAAAAUAAUUUUGAGCUUAAUCACUUAUUAUGAAAUUAGUCUUAAAGUAGAAAAUUUUAUUGUAUGAUCAUAAAGUAAUGUCAGAUAUUUAAAGCCUUAUAACUAGAAAGCUACUUAAUCACACAUCAUAAAUCUAGCUUAAUUUGUGUCAAAAUUGAAAAUUGUGUUUACGAUAAUCAUAUGUUUUUUAUACCCUUAUCAAUUAAAAACAAUUGAAUCUACUUCACGCUGAUUCUAAUUAUAACGAUUUCCAGAAUCAAAAGUUUAAUGAAAAUUUGAAUAGUUCUGUCAACUGUAAUAAUAAUAAAUUGUAACAAAUAAUUAUAAUAAUAAAAAAAUAUAACAAUAAUAAAAUUUAGUAAUAAUAAUAAAAAAAACAUCGAAUUUUAAAUGACUCUUAUGAAAAUUUAAGUUAUUUUUCAAAGUCAACGAAAUAGUUAUGUCAGAAAUUAUUUUUGUUACUCUUGUUUUAAAAUUUUGCUUUCAAUUAAGUUUGUUCAGUAUCGUUUACUGACUGGUUUGAUUAAUUUAAUAAGACUUUGGGGCAGUUGGUAUUAUUUUGAAAAAGCUUUAUUUUCUUUGUUAGUUAAAUGUGUAAAAAUAUUAAAAUUUUAUUCUUAGUGCAGCAUGCAUUUAGACUUGAGGCUGUAAGUAAAACAGUGUGCACUCUCCAAAUUUAUUUUUAAAAAAGGAAUUUACAAAGUUAAGCAAAAUACGAGUUGCGGAUCAACAUUUAAGCAAAGAGGAAAAAAUGAAAUCUAACAAAUCACUACUAAUGAAGGAGAGACAGAAACCAUCAAAACCUUUUUGAUUGCCAAAGAAAACAGGAAUGGAAGGGUGAUUUUUAUGAACACUUUCAAACUUUAUCAGGUAAUCAAACAUGUUCUGAUUUUUAUAAUUUCACCUUCCAUACUAGUGAUUUAAUAGAUAUUAAUUGCCACCUCAAAUAUGUAAAUUGUUUUCACUUCAUUUCUGACAGGGUUUCAAAGAGCAAUAUAUUAAGGAUGUUGAUAGCAAAACACCUUGCCUUGCAUACCAUUAAACUCCAAUGUUGAAAUCAAAAAUAUUCUAAAUCUUAUUAAAGAAUCUAUCUGAAAACAAUAGUUUCAAUAUAACUUUUAAAAGUAAAAAACUUAUAAAAUUGUUAAUUAAAAGAAUUUCAUACUAGUGAUUAAAAAUGGUACAUUUUCAGUUGGCCCUAAAUACUGAAUGCUAUAUAAUUCAUUAAUAUGACAUGCAAGAAUAGAAUUGGUUGAUGAAUUUUUGAUAUUAAAUAAAUUAUUCAAAUGUUGGGCAAUAAUGAAAUAUUUUGCCGAUUUUUAUAUAAGUUUUUAUUUUGUGUCUCAUUUUGUAAUAAGUUAAUGUAUAUUAUAUUUUCAUUGUAUUUUUUUUUAAGUCCAUCAUUCAGUUUUGAUUGAAUAAUUGUAAAUUUGUUUGUAUAGCAAAAUUAUUUGUUUUAAUUGAUUAUUUCAUAUUUAUCCUGCACUGCGAAUUGUCGCCUAUCUUAUUUUUCUUACAGGAAUGUGUUAGUACUGAUUUUAUUUUAUUGCAAAUCAACUUGGUUUUUGUUCAGAACUCUAAAAUUCUUGCAUGUGAUAACCUCACAAAACAAUUUUUAAUUUAAAACUGAAACCUCCAAAAUCAAGCAUGUAAAGAUUUGUAACUAUCUAUAAUACUUCUUUCAUGUUUUCAUUAACGUUACAUUUGUCUAUUUGUUAUAUCUGUAAUUCGUUAUUACUUGUUGAUAUUUUCACUUUAUGUUUCAUUAAUAUAAUAUGUCCAUUUUAUAAAUUACUUCUUUAUAUCCCUUCAAAAUAAUUUUUAAAUGAAAAGCUGUUACAAACAACUAGGUAAGUAAUUUCCUUUUUGUAUAUGUUACUAAGCAUUUUAAGUGUAGAUAUAAUGAUCUAUUGUAUUUGAAUAUUUGUACAAAAUUGUACAGAUUUCCAUGUUAUGUAUAGUCCUUUCCCAAUUUCUGCAGAAAAAUAUGAAAAAUUGUAUAGAUUAUUUACAGAACAAAUUGUUUAUAUAUGACUUAAUAUUUAAUAAAUAUUAUUACUUGUCUUUA
Molecule: messenger RNA, 5865 nt
Organism: Parasteatoda tepidariorum (common house spider)
Lineage: Eukaryota; Metazoa; Arthropoda; Arachnida; Araneae; Theridiidae
Product: transcription factor Sp3
Biological process (GO): regulation of transcription by RNA polymerase II
Molecular function (GO): RNA polymerase II cis-regulatory region sequence-specific DNA binding; DNA-binding transcription factor activity, RNA polymerase II-specific
Source: RefSeq, a predicted model, not a curated record